UUCAAUUAAGAUAAUUAUUGUGUGCCACCCCCUCUCAUCUACUUCGCUUCUGCAACUAAUUUUUUCUUUUAAAAAUUCACUCUGCAUAUAGAUUUGCAUGUUCUCACUCUGCUGAAUUUAUUCUCCCCCUUUUCUCUUAAAUGCCAUUUGCUGCGGAAUAAAAUUUUCUUCAAAUUUAUAUGACGCAAGAAAGCCACUUGUGCUAGUAAAAGAUUGUAUUUUGCAUCAUUUCCCCUCCUGGGCUUGUUUGAUUAGAGGCCACAAGAUGUCAGAAGCGCAGAGGCGGCCAAUCGCGGUCAGUGUCUGGCCGACUAACGGGUAUGUAAAUGGAGCCAUUCCAUCGAGGUCUCCCACCGUGAUACCUGAAGUGGACGAGUUCUGUCAAGCCCUCGGAGGAAGGAGGGCGAUUCAUAGUAUCUUGAUUGCCAACAAUGGGAUGGCGGCUGUCAAGUUUAUACGUAGUAUUAGGACGUGGGCGUAUGAGACGUUUGGCACUGACAAGGCGAUCUUGUUGGUGGCAAUGGCUACUCCCGAGGACAUGAGGAUCAAUGCAGAGCAUAUUAGGAUAGCCGAUCAGUUUGUAGAAGUUCCUGGUGGGACUAACAAUAACAAUUAUGCUAACGUGCAGCUCAUAGUCGAGAUGGCAGAGAUGACACACGUUGAUGCCGUGUGGCCUGGUUGGGGCCAUGCAUCCGAGAAUCCAGAGCUACCCGAUGCUUUGGGUGCAAAAGGCAUCAUAUUUCUCGGGCCACCAGCUGCAUCCAUGGCUGCGUUGGGAGAUAAAAUAGGGUCAUCUUUGAUUGCACAAGCUGCAACUGUGCCGACUCUUCCAUGGAGUGGCUCUCAUGUAAAAAUUCCUCAAGAGAGCUGCAUCACGAUUCCAGAUGAGAUUUAUCAAGAAGCAUGUGUUCAUUCAACUGAAGAAGCCAUUGCUAGCUGUCAAGUUGUGGGUUACCCCGCAAUGAUCAAGGCAUCUUGGGGUGGAGGCGGCAAAGGCAUAAGAAAGGUCCACAACGAUGACGAGGUCAAGGCUUUGUUCAAGCAAGUCCAGGGCGAAGUUCCCGGCUCCCCCAUAUUUAUAAUGAAAGUUGCCUCACAGAGCCGACAUCUCGAAGUCCAACUGCUCUGUGAUCAACAUGGAAAUGUUGUAGCUUUGCAUAGCAGGGAUUGCAGUGUCCAAAGACGACACCAGAAAAUCAUCGAAGAGGGCCCAAUCACUGUGGCUCCCAUUGAAACAGUAAAGAAACUAGAGCAGGCUGCUAGAAGGUUGGCCAAAAGUGUAAAUUAUGUUGGUGCCGCAACUGUGGAGUAUCUGUACAGUAUGGAAACAGGGGAAUAUUACUUUUUGGAGCUAAACCCGCGGCUACAGGUGGAGCACCCCGUCACAGAGUGGAUAGCUGAGAUAAAUCUUCCUGCUGCACAAGUCGUGGUUGGGAUGGGUAUCCCUCUUUGGCAAAUUCCAGAGAUACGGAGAUUCUAUGGGAUGGAACGUGGUGGAGGAUAUGAUUCUUGGAGGAAAACGUCUCUCUCUGCCACUCCGUUUGAUUUCGACAAGGCUGAGUCGAUGAGACAUAAAGGUCACUGUGUGGCAGUUCGUGUGACCAGUGAAGAUCCUGAUGAUGGUUUCAAGCCAACGAGCGGAAGAGUACAGGAGUUGAGCUUCAAAAGUAAGCCGAACGUGUGGGCGUACUUUUCUGUCAAGUCUGGAGGCGGCAUUCAUGAAUUUUCAGACUCCCAAUUUGGACAUGUAUUUGCUUUUGGAGAGUCUCGAGCUCUGGCCAUCUCAAAUAUGGUUCUUGGGCUUAAAGAAAUUCAGAUUAGAGGAGAAAUUCGAACGAAUGUGGAUUACUCUAUCGAUCUGUUAAAUGCCGUAGAUUACAAGGAAAACAAAAUCCAUACAGGGUGGCUCGAUAGCAGAAUCGCAAUGAGGGUCCGAGCAGAACGACCCCCUUGGUAUCUUUCAGUUGUCGGUGGAGCUCUUUACAAAGCUUCUGCUAGUAGUGCAGCCACAGUUUCGGAAUAUGUUGGUUAUCUUGAAAAAGGACAGAUUCCUCCAAAGCAUAUUUCGCUGGUCAAUUCUCAAGUUUCACUAAAUAUUGAAGGAAGCAAAUAUACAAUUAAUAUGGUUAGAGGAGGACCUGGAAGCUAUAGAUUAAUGAUGAACAGCUCCGAGAUCGAAGCUGAAAUACAUACACUACAAGAUGGAGGUCUAUUAAUGCAGCUUGAUGGAAACAGUCACGUGAUAUAUGCUGAAGAGGAAGCAGCGGGCACCCGUCUUCUCAUUGAUGGAAGGACUUGUUUGCUUCAGAACGAUCACGACCCGUCCAAGUUGAUUGCGGAGACACCGUGCAAGCUACUCCGGUAUCUUGUCACGGAUGGCAGCCACGUCGAUGCCGACACACCUUAUGCGGAAGUUGAGGUCAUGAAGAUGUGCAUGCCCCUUCUCUCGCCUGCUUCCGGAAAGAUCCAGUUCAAGAUCUCCGAAGGUCAAGCGAUGCAGGCCGGGGAGCUUAUAGCAAGACUCGACUUGGAUGACCCUUCGGCUGUGAGGAAAGCAGAACCCUUCCAUGGUAGCUUUCCUGUUCUCGGACCUCCAACGGCCAUAUCCGGUAAAGUUCACCAACGGUGUGCUGCAAGCUUGAAUGCAGCUCGGAUGGUUCUUGCUGGAUACGAGCAUAAGAUUGACGAAGUAGUUCAAAAUUUGCUUAGUUGCUUGGACAAUCCUGAGCUCCCGUUCUUGCAGUGGCAAGAAUGCUUUGCUGUCCUAGCAAACAGACUACCUAAAGAGCUUAGAUACGAGUUAGAAACGAGCUAUAGGGAGUUUGAGGGAAUCGCCAAUAUGCAAAAUGCCGAUUUCCCUGCAAGAGUCUUACGUGGAAUUCUUGAGGCCCAUUUGAGCUACUGUCCCGAGAAAGAGAAAGUAGCCCAAGAACGGUUGGUCGAGCCUCUGAUGAGUCUUGUCAAAUCUUACGAGCGAGGCCGAGAAGGCCAUGCCCGCAUCAUAGUCCAGGGCCUUUUCGAAAACUAUUUAUCCGUUGAAGAAUUAUUCAAUGAUAAUAUUCAGGCUGAUGUGAUCGAACGUUUAAGACUCCAAUACAAGAAAGAUCUCCUCAAAAUCGUGGACAUUGUACUUUCUCAUCAGGGCAUCAGGAGCAAAAAUAAGCUGAUACUACGUCUUAUGGAACAACUUGUGUACCCAAACCCCGCUGCAUAUCGUGAUCAACUAAUCCGCUUCUCGUCACUCAACCAUACAAACUACUCCGAGUUAGCACUGAAGGCUAGUCAACUGCUCGAGCAGACUAAACUUAGUGAGCUUCGUUCAAAUAUUGCCAGAAGUCUCUCGGAGUUAGAAAUGUUCACAGAAGAAGGCGAGAACAUGGAUACUCCGAAGAGGAAAAGUGCAAUAAACGAACGGAUGGAAGCUCUUGUCUAUGCCCCUUUGGCUGUUGAAGAUGCUCUUGUCGGUCUUUUCGAUCACAGUGAUCAUACGCUUCAACGCAGGGUCGUCGAGACUUAUGUUCGCAGAUUGUAUCAGCCAUAUCUCGUAAAGGGAAGUGUUAGGAUGCAGUGGCACAGAGCCGGACUUAUUGCAUCAUGGCAGUUCUUGGACGAGCAUGUAGAGCAGAAGAAUGUGUAUGAAGACGAGAUUUCGGAUGAGCCAUCGAACAUUAGGAAGUGGGGAGCGAUGGUUGUCAUCAAAUCUCUUCAGCUCUUGCCUAUGAUUAUAACCGCAGCACUGAGGGAAGCAACACAUAAUUCACAAGCUGAAAGUACUAACGACUCAAUUCAUCUGGGAAACGGUAAUAUGAUGCACAUUGCGUUGGCCGGCAUCAGCAACCCAAUGAGUCUACUUCAGGAUAGUGGUGAUGAGGAUCAGGCUCAGGAGAGAGUCAACAAGCUAGCGAAAAUUCUCAAGGAGAAAGAAGUGAGCUUGAGCCUGAGAAAAGCUGGGGUUGGCGUUGUCAGCUGUAUUAUACAGAGAGACGAAGGGAGGGGACCAAUGAGGCACUCAUUCCAUUGGUCCGACGAAAAACUCUACUACGAGGAGGAGCCUCUAUUGCGUCACUUGGAGCCACCUCUAUCCAUUUACCUCGAGCUGGAUAAAUUGAAAGAUUAUGAAAACAUACGGUACACUCCUUCUCGGGAUCGUCAGUGGCACCUCUAUACUGUUACAGACAAGCCGCGUCCAAUCCAAAGAAUGUUCCUGCGAACAUUCGUGAGGCAGCCCAUAUCGAACGAAGGUCUGACGGUACUGGAUCAGGUCACGACUCAGUCUCUGUGGACUCUAUCCUUCACGUCGAGGAGCAUUUUAAGAUCCAUAAUAUCUGCAAUGGAGGAGCUUGAACUCAACUCCCAUAACUCCACUCUCAAGCCCGAUCACGCACAUAUGUACCUCUAUAUUUUGCGAGAGCAACAGAUCGGCGAUCUUUUACCUUACCAGAAAAGGGCUGACAUAGCCGCCGACCAAGAAGAAGCUGCUGUUGAGAAAAUCCUGGAUGAGCUAGCGAAGGAAAUUAAUGUGUCGGUUGGCGUCAAAAUGCAUCGUUUAGGUGUGUGUGAGUGGGAAGUGAAGCUUUGGAUAUCGUCGAAUGGAGAAGCGAACGGAGCUUGGAGAGUCGUUGUCACAAAUGUGACUGGUCACACCUGCAUUGUCAAUACCUAUAGAGAAGUCGAGGAUUCCACCACGGACAGAGCAGUCUACACUUCCAUCUCAGGACAAGGUCCAUUGCACGGGCUGCCUGUGAAUGCACCGUACAAACCGUUGGGAGUUCUCGACCAGAAGCGUCUCCUAGCCCGGAAGAGUAACACAACUUAUUGCUAUGAUUUCCCACUGGCGUUUGAGGCGGCUUUGAACAAAUCAUGGUCCGAGCAUCCGAGGAUUAGCAAGCCUAUCGAUAAACCAUUAAUUAAGGUAACGGAGUUGACGUUCUCUGAUAAGCAGGGUACUUGGGGUACUCCUCUCAUUCCGGAAGAGCGGCCGCCUGGGCUUAACGAGGUUGGGAUGGUAGCUUGGCGCAUGGAAAUGUCGACUCCUGAGUUCCCUUCCGGAAGGACAAUUUUCAUUGUAUCGAAUGACGUUACCUUUAAAAAUGGUUCGUUUGGUCCAAGAGAAGAUGCUUUUUUCAAGGCAGUGACUGACGUUGCGUGCGCUCAGAGACUGCCUCUUAUUUAUCUCGCAGCCAAUUCAGGGGCUCGUAUCGGUGUAGCCGAGGAAGUAAAGUCUUGCUUUAAAGUCGGUUGGUCCGAUGAAACCAACCCGGAGCGUGGUUUCCAAUAUGUUUAUCUGACCCCUGAGGAUUAUGCUCGUAUCAAUGCAUCUGUGAUAGCGCACGAGGUGAAGCUUCAGAGUGGAGAAACUCGAUGGGUGAUUGAUACGAUUGUAGGGAAGGAGGAUGGUCUAGGAGUCGAGAAUUUGACGGGAAGUGGUGCUAUCGCGAGUGCGUAUUCGAAGGCCUAUCAUGAAACAUUUACGGUGACAUAUGUGACCGGAAGAACCGUUGGUAUCGGUGCUUAUCUUGCCCGUCUUGGCAUGCGUUGCAUACAAAGACUCGAUCAGCCGAUCAUCCUGACCGGUUUCUCAGCGCUAAACAAGCUUCUCGGUCGGGAGGUGUAUAGCUCCCACAUGCAACUCGGCGGACCUAAAAUUAUGGCGACAAACGGAGUAGUUCAUCUCACAGUCUCGGACGAUCUCGAGGGCGUUUCAGCGAUUUUAAAGUGGUUAAGCUUCGUCCCACCAUAUUCUGGCGGUCCGCUUCCGAUUUUGAGCCUGUCGGAUCCCCCCGAGAGGCUAGUCGAAUAUCUACCAGAGACGUCAUGUGAUCCCCGUGCUGCUAUUUGUGGUGCCAUGGAUGGUGCCGGGAAAUGGCUGGGAGGUAUGUUCGAUCGGGAUAGCUUCAUCGAGACGUUGGAAGGCUGGGCGAGGACGGUCGUGACGGGACGCGCGAAGCUUGGAGGAAUACCAGUAGGGAUCGUCGCUGUCGAGACUCAAACGAUGAUGCAAGUCAUCCCUGCUGACCCGGGGCAGCUCGAUUCUCACGAGAGGGUCGUUCCGCAAGCCGGGCAGGUAUGGUUUCCCGAUUCCGCGACGAAGACUGCUCAAGCGUUGAUGGAUUUUAACAAGGAAGAGCUUCCGCUCUUCAUUCUUGCCAACUGGAGAGGCUUUUCUGGCGGACAACGGGAUCUCUUCGAAGGUAUCCUACAAGCGGGGUCCACUAUCGUCGAGAACCUUAGAACAUACGGACAGCCCGUCUUCAUCUACAUACCUAUGAUGGGCGAGCUCCGCGGUGGAGCAUGGGUGGUCGUGGACAGUAAGAUCAACCCCGAUCACAUCGAGAUGUAUGCUGAACGAACCGCUAGAGGGAACGUGCUCGAGCCAGAAGGUCUGAUCGAGAUCAAGUUUAGAUCGAGGGAACUGCUCGAGUGUAUGGGCCGGCUCGACCCGGAGCUCAUCAAUCUCAAGUCUCGACUCCAGGAGGUUAGGAACUCUGGGACAUCCGCGACGGAAGAGUUACAGAGUCAGAUCAAAGCCCGAGAAAAGAAGCUUCUACCGAUAUACACUCAGAUAGCCACAAAAUUCGCUGAACUCCACGACACUUCGCUUCGAAUGGCUGCGAAAGGGGUGAUCAAUCAAGUGGUCGACUGGCCAAAAUCGCGCUCCUUCUUCUACCAGAGACUGCACAGGCGAGUAGGCGAGGAUGAGCUAGUCAAGACUCUGAGAGACGCAGCUGGCCAUCGUCUUGAAUAUGGGUCUGCUAGGGACAUGAUCAAGGAUUGGUUCGUGAGCUCGGAGAUUGCUGGAGGCAAGGAGAGUGCGUGGGCAGACGACAAGGCUUUCUUCUCAUGGAAGGACGACACAAGAAGCUACAACGAGAAGCUGCAUAAUCUGCGCGUGCAGAAGAUGCUGCAGCAGCUGUCCACGCUCGAAAACUCUACUGAGGAUCUACGAGCACUGCCUCAAGCCCUCGCCGCACUGCUAGCAAAGAUGGAUAUUUCAAUGAGGGGCGAGCUGAGAGACGAACUCAGGAAGGCGCUCGACUGAUUCAGACGUAGCGACUGCAGCGGGCCCUCGACCUCGACUUGACAGGACAUGGCUUCUCUUGCAAGAUUAGAUGAGCAGGAGGGUAGAUCUUGGCAUGUAAUAUGCUAUUUAUAUGAGAUCUUGAAGUAAAUCAAGGCUCCAUUGCUUGAGCGCACUCCAUUUGUAAAAUGAAAUUAUUAUUUUUUGGUUAAGUUUGUCACUAUAAACAAAAAGUUUCCCUCUAAAAUAUAUGAAUAAGAUUGAGUAGGGUGAGGGUAUAAAGAGAGAAUUUAUGGAAAGCUUGAGUUGUAAUUCUUCCUCCUAAUGCAAUGGCUUGUCGCUGAUAGAGUGAUAGUGCAGUGAUGAUGUUAUAAUUGAAAUAUACUAUCCCAUUAAAAAUGGAAUGUUUUCUUUUUUAAGUUA
Salvia splendens (bonfire salvia) is the source of this 7441-nucleotide messenger RNA. RefSeq names its product acetyl-CoA carboxylase 1. Gene Ontology annotation, molecular function: ATP binding; acetyl-CoA carboxylase activity; metal ion binding. The record is from RefSeq and is a predicted model, not a curated record. The coding region runs from base 266 to 7039 and encodes 2257 amino acids. NCBI's taxonomy places the organism in Eukaryota, Viridiplantae, Streptophyta, Magnoliopsida, Lamiales, Lamiaceae. The transcript has 32 exons. Gene Ontology annotation, biological process: fatty acid biosynthetic process.